UAAUCCUUAUCGACUAUCUCUCCCAAUCUCUCUCGCGCCCUCGCCCUCUCCGACGCCGCCUGAAUCCUCAGCCUCCGGCGGCGCUACUCUUCUUCGUUAAGCGCGCACUUUCCUUGCCGAACCAAAACCUUCAACGGCUAUUGACCCAGCGGAAAGGUGGCCAACACCAACGAACACUCCGCGGCCCGCAGAAACCCUUAGAGACUUGCCAGUGGUAAAAUCUAUCAAGUCAUUUAGGGUAUAUUACAUCGAUUCAGUUUAUAAUUCGGCUAAUUUAGUUCUGAAAACUCGUAUUUCUGUUUAUGAAUUUCGGAUCAGUAAGAAUUCUAGCGCCCUAAAAAUUCGUAACUGGCCCUUACUUGAGUUAUCGUCGUUGUUUGUUUGAUUGCUCUAUGAUUCGUAAAUGUGGAUGUGAUAAAAUAGCUUUUAUUUAGGGUUGACAUGCUUUUGUCGAAGUGUGUAUUUUGGAUUCUUGAUAUCGAGAAUAGAAAAGGUGGGGGCGUUUCAUGAAGUGACGGUCGUUCAGUCUAACAAUCUGCAGAAAUCGUUACUAUUUCAUCGUGGAUCGUCGCUCGAGUGUUUGCAGUAUUGAUGUCUUGAAUUUGCAGUAGCAAACCCAAUGAGCAGCAACGUGGAGAGGACGCAGAAAUCUAGACCUCCCGAAAUUAUUAAGUUGAAUGAUGCAGCGAAAUUGGCAGCGCAGUUGAUGAGCAAGAUGACUAAAACCGAGUGGAAAGAAACUGCGAAUGAUAAUGAAUCAACUAUGUUCGAACCCGGGAAUCGACCUCCUAGACUUGGACUUGGAGCCAAAAUAACACACAAUAUUAGAAAUGGACCGUCCAAUGACCCACUUGAUAGAAAACUAUAUGCCAAGUUGGAUGCUGUGAAAAAGCAAGCUGCUAGAAAGGUGUCGGAGGAUACUCCCGUACUUAACAAUGAAGACGACGACGACGAUGACAACGACAAAGAGAGUAGAACUGCCAUUUUCGAUAAGAAGCGAGUGACAACUCGAGUAUCUAUGAUUCCUUUACCGGCGAAGAAAAAACGAAGGUAACUACUUUUGUAGGUAGGGAAUAUUGUGUAACUAAAGAAAUGAACAUCUUACUAGGGUCUCAAGCAAGAGGUUACUAAUUUUUGUAAGAUUCAACCUUGAAUGAAACUUUUGUUAUGAUAAAUCUUAGUUAUGGAUGUCUUUUUCUUUUUCCUCUUGAAAUUUCAAAUGAUGACGUUGCAGAUUGACGUUGA
This is a messenger RNA of Cucurbita pepo subsp. pepo (vegetable marrow), 1245 nucleotides long. The record is from RefSeq and is a predicted model, not a curated record. NCBI's taxonomy places the organism in Eukaryota, Viridiplantae, Streptophyta, Magnoliopsida, Cucurbitales, Cucurbitaceae.